Myxocyprinus asiaticus (Chinese sucker) is the source of this 6104-nucleotide messenger RNA. It is a transcript of the gene tdrd15, whose product is annotated as tudor domain containing 15. The coding region runs from base 1 to 5688 and encodes 1895 amino acids. The record is from RefSeq and is a predicted model, not a curated record. The transcript has 4 exons. Lineage: Eukaryota; Metazoa; Chordata; Actinopteri; Cypriniformes; Catostomidae.
AUGCAUAGCAUGCAAGGAAACCAAAGAACCUACAGUAACUGGAGGCUUACUGUCAAGAACCGCUUCACUGCACAGCUAAAAGAUGAGUCAAAGCUCCCUGCUCCAUGUGCACUGUGGCCCGUGGAGCUGAAGCUGACUCACAUUGACUUCAGUCCUGAGGACACACUGGUACACUUUCAGGGUCAAUAUAUGACCAUCUGUGAAUUAGACUACGACAUUCUACAAGUUGAAAUUCAGAAUGCUGUGAAAACUCAAGCUUCUGUUCAAGUUGGAGAACUUUGUCUGGUAAAAGAUGCCCAGUCUGGUCGCUGGUACAGAGGAAGAGUCCAGAACCAACAGGGAGAUUCGUUUCAUGUGUUUUUGCAAGACCAUGGAGAUAUAUUGACUGUUGGGUCCAGCCACUUGUCCCCUAUAUCCGAAACUCUGCUAAUGCUCCCACCAAAGGUUGUCUGCGGUUUCUUUGCCAAUACUCUGCCAGUCCAGGAGCAAUGGAGCAGUUCAGCAGAGAAUUAUUUGUUGUCCUUGAUAGGCAGCCAGAUCAAAGGAUACAUCCACGCACUUCUGCCAUUCCAAGUCCUCAUACUUGAGGUGCCAGAGAUUAAUAGGGACUUACUGAAACUAAGGCAAGGGAGACACAUAGAUACCAGUACAUUUCUGUUACUGGUUGAGAUGCUUAUAGAGGUACCCGUUCAGCAAAUCAAAGAGUCUGUCCCUGAUUUGUUGAUUGACAAGCAAACAGGACAAGAAUAUUGCUUCAAAUCUUCAAGCGUGAUAGGAUUUGAAGAGAUUCUUUCACUUAAUGGCCUAAAGCUGAAAGUUGGUCAGAAGGUACAAGUUGCUGUAACGGCAGCUGUAAACCCUGGCUUAUUUUACUGUCGCUUAUCAUCCAUGGGAAAAGACCUGCAAGAAAUGUCAGACAAAUUGGCUCUUGCAUGUGAGCCAGGUAGUGGUUACUUGAGCAAUAAACCACUUGAAAAUCUCGGGUUACUCUGUGCAGUGAAAGGGAAGGAUGAAAAAUGGCACAGAGGUUUUGUGCAAUGCCUACCUGUCAACUCUCAAGUCCGAGUUGUGUUUGUUGACAGUGGAUAUUGUGAGUCAGUGAAACUUGAAAACAUCCUUCAGCUACCAUUAGAAUUCCUCUCGACACCAAUCAUGGCUUUCCCAUGUUCACUUUCAUGCUUGGCUGAACAAGAUGAUACCAUUAAAAACCAGCAACUAGAGGCUCUCAAGAGUGCUUUGUUGGGAAAGUCUCUUGAGGUUGGAAUAAAUGACAUUUGCAAAGAUCAGAACUUCUACUUGGUCACCUUGAGCACUGUUGAGAAGCAUUCAGAGAAGCAAGUUGAAGAUUUUGGUAAAUCGUUUGGAAGUGACGUUUUUGAGAGCAAGCCCAGUGUUCCUCAUGACAUACUUUCAAAGUGGUACACUACAAAGACGAAAAAGAUUCAAAAGUCUGAUUCUGUUCCUCUGGAAGCAAUCAAGGAGGGCUCAAUACUUGAGGGAUAUGUGGUGCAUGUGCAGAAUCCAAAACAUUUCUGGAUACGAACGAAAGAACAAAAUCCAAAUUUUGAAAGCAUGAUGAAGGAAAUGACUGAAUACUUCAGCACAGUGCAGCUGCACGAGGAGGUUUUUGAAGACCCAGUACCUGGUGCACUUUGCGGUGCGAUGUACGAAAAAGACAUGCAUUACUACAGGGCUCUCGUAGUAGACACUUUGGAAAAAGGUGCUGAGGUGUUUUUCAUUGACUUCGGGAACACUGAAAAGGUGCCAGCCAUGUUAAUCAAGAAACUUCCCAAGAAGUUUGCCAUUGAACCAGAAUUUGUCCUCAACUGUGCUUUGGCGCAUGUUGCUCCGUUUCAGGAUAUUUGGCCGACUGCAUCAUCUGAUUUUUUCAGGCAAGUCACAUCAAACAAAACCCUGUUAGUUCACAUCAUUCACAAGAAAAAUGAUAAAUACAUUGUUGACCUAUUUGAGAAAAGAGCUGAAAAUAAUAAUAGCAUUGCAACAAUCAUGACCGCAGCAAAUAUGGCAGAGUACUGGAGAUACAACCCGGCACUAGUAUCUAUUGAAUUGGAGAAGCAAUGUAAAGACAAGGGGGGAAAUGCUAUGAAGAAAAACAAAAUGAGAAGGGGCCCUCAUGUGGUGAGCUUUUGUAAACGCACGUCUUUAAAGCCAAAUCUUUCACAGAAGAAGCUAGAAUGUGUGCGAGAGAAUAGCACUGAACAAAGUACUCCCAAUGAGGCACCAAAACCAAAGGUCGUUGUCCCUGAGCAUUUCAAAGCAAUCCAUUUUAAACCUGGAUCUGAAGUGAGCGUUGUUUGCUCGCACAUAAAUUCGCCAUCUGAUUUUUGGUGCCAAAACAAGAGCUCGAAAGUCUGUUUGGACAAACUGAUGGAAGAGAUGCAGACGUUCUACCAAACGUACACAGUUAUGCUCGAGGCACACGCAGUAUGUUGUGCUGUGAAAUCUCCACACGAUAACAGGUGGCACCGAGCAUGCAUAUUAGGAGAAGAUAAUGAGAAAUUUAAUGUGAUUCUGGUUGAUUAUGGAAUAUUGAUCAAGGAUAGGAUGCAGAACUUUCGAACUCUUGCACCACAGUUCUUUGAACUAAACGAACAAGCUUUCAGAUGCAGUUUAAACCUGAUUGAACCUGCAGAAGAAAGUUCAUGGAGCACAGAAGCAUGCGAUUUGUUCAGGAAUCUUAUGUCUGGGGAUUCACCCAGUAUGUUAUGCAAAGUUUUUUCCCAGGUUUAUGAGCAAGGAAAAGGUCUCUUCAAUGUGGUUGACAUUCAUACACCCUCUCAGCAGGCCUCUACAUUCCUUGUAGAGAAAGGCGUUGCUGUGAUACAGACUCCGAAGCAACUACUUUCAUCAACGUACCCUCGCUCAUUUGUUUACUCUUCAUUCGGCGUACAUUCUGGAAGCGAAGAAUUGGUGCAUGUUACUAAUGUUUCCAAUCCGUGGGAAAUCUAUUUUCAGCUAGAUAAAAACACUGAGAUCAUUGAUAAGCUGAUGGAGAGAGUUGCUGAAGAAAGUCAGCUCUUGAUUACGACAUCUGACUUGGACAAAGGUAACGUUUGCCUUGCCAAAUACUUUUGUGAUGACCAGUGGUACAGGGCUCGGACACAACCCGUCCAGUCUAAUCAGCAUGUGAGUGUGUUCUUUGUAGAUUAUGGGAAUAAGCAAGUUUCGGAAAAAAAUAAUGUCAUGCCAAUUCCCAGAAGGGCUAUUGAUUUGCUGAUGACGCCCAUGCAAGCUCUGAGAUGCAGUCUUUCAAAUGUUCCUGAGUUUGAGCAUUUACCAGAAGUCAAUGCAUGGCUUGAGACAGCCAUUCUCAACAAGUCAUUUCAGGCCAAGUUUGUGACAAAGGACAAUGGACAUUUCAUCUGUGAUCUUUAUGAUGGAUGUGUGCACAUCAAUGAAAAAGUCAGGGAGCUCAUGGCAAUUCAUGAUUUAAAAGACCGUGAUCCAUUAGACAGCAAGCCUUCUUUCAAAUCCAACAAAGAAAAAGCGGACGGCAGCAGUGUGGCCAGAAUAGUGAAUUCCAAAGAGAACAACCGUGGUAAAAUCAAACAGGGCAGUAAGCAAACUUCGAAACCUGUUAAACCUCCACAACACAAAGGACCAAUUAAACCAACAUCUUGCUCUCCUAAAGUGGUGCAUUCAAACGUAGACUUACCAAAGCUUGGUGAUCUUCCUGAUAUAAAAAUUAAACCUGGUUCUAGAGGUGUAGGCUUCAUCUCUCAUUGCAGUUCUAUUAGAAGUUUCUUUGUUCAAAUGAAAGAUGAUGAACCAAGGAUCCUUCAAAUGGGUGAGGAAAUAAAUGACACUGGCUUCAAAGAGAGUAUGAAAAAUGUGGUAUCAGAAGUAAAAGUUGGGGACCUUGUCGCAGCGGAGUAUGAAGAAGACUUGGCUUUGUACAGAGCUGUUGUCACCACUGUGUCAAGCUGUGGCCACUUGACAGUUGAGUUUGUUGACUACGGUAAUACGGCAACUGUUGACAGAAAGAACGUUCACAUGCUAAUGAGUAUAUUUUUGUCUCAGCCCAGAUUAAGCAUUCCCUGUACGCUUGCAACACCUCACUCUUUUGAAAACGACGAGUCUUUUAUCAAAGAAGCCAUUGGUAAGCCAUUAAUGGUUAAAUUUAUUCACAAGCUUGAAAAUUCAUGGGAAGUGAGCAUUCAGAUUCUUGAGGGCGGCCACACAAACGAGGACUCAAGACGAUAUGAUGUUGAUCAGCAGAUAGAUCUUGCUGUAAUGUUAAACGGUCAAGACAAAUGUGCAACAGUACACCAGGAUAAAAGCAAGAUGUAUGAUUCUUCCACACACAAGACUAAAGAGUUGAACUUCCAGGAAAGGAAAAGUGAACUCGAAAGCAAGUCAAACAUCCAGAAAAGCAAGAGUGAAUCAUCAUCAAAAUGUCAGAAAAAAAAGAAAGCAUCCACUUACUUGCCGACACAUGGUAAACCCAAGGGAUUUUGGAAGAGGAGCUACAAGAAGAAACAAAAUGGCUCAAAGCCAGAGACCUUAGUUAACUUCAAACUACCAUGUGACCCAAGCAUUUCAGUGACCAAAAACUCAGGAAACUCUGGAACACAGGAAUAUGCCUCAACCUUCAAUCCAAAUGCCCUUGAAACCUCUGUAAAGUCACCAGGCAAUGCUAAGCUACCUCAGCAGGAUGGAAAAGAAAAUGAAUCUGUGAAAAAUCUUGAUGUGUUGCUUGUUCUUGAUGACCACUCUCCUGUAUCAAAUAGUUCUUCAGAGAGCAGUUUGGACCUCGAAACUCAGAUGCAUACCCUAUUCCAUGCACCUGUUCAAAUGAACUUUGAAUAUAAAGGAUAUGCAGCGGCAGUCACCACCCCAGCUGAAUUUUACAUUAUUCUGGAGGACCUGCUUUUGAUCUUAGAAACUGUCUCGAGCAUUCUUGAGAAUCUUCCAGAAGUGCUGGUGCCAUUACCAGAGGUUUGUUUAAUUCCUGGUGCAAGCUGUUUGGUGAAAUCAGCAGAGAAGAAAAAGUGGUGCAGAGCUGAGAUAGUGCAGUGCGAUUUUACAUCUGUGCUCAUAAACUUGGUUGACUAUGGACAAUAUGUUGUUGUGUCUCAAAAGGAUAUUUGUCAACUACAAAAACUUCCAGAGGAACUCUCUAGAUUGCCUAAAGUCACCUACCAUUGUUUACUCAGAGGAGUUAAACCCAGCGGUCAGGAUUGGUCUGAUAAUGCCAACGUUUUCUUCCAGUACUUAAUGUGUCAGAGGAACCUUCAGAUACGCUUCCGACAGUAUGUUUCUGAAACACAGUGGGAGGUUGACAUCAUCACAGGAAACCAAAAUCUUGCCAAAGAGUUGGUAGAUGCUGGUCAUGCCACUUAUAUUGAUAAUAUGCUUGGAAUCAGAUUUCAGCAAGAGCUGGGCCCUAAUUGGGACUCGCAAGAAGCCAUCUCAAGCAUUGUGAAUGAUUUGUCAGAAGUUUUAUCCAUGAAAACUGACCAAGCUGCUUCUGUCCUUGGAAAUUCACAAGAGGUCCUUUUAAAGGGGAAUGUGUCAAAUGAAUCCAUGUUUGAUCAAAAAUCAUCUCAAGAUUCUGAAGUGGAGCAAGACACUAUAAACCCUUGGAAAAGCAGUGAUGAUCUUGGACUUAUGAAGAUGGCAAAGCUUGGUCCAGCAUUAGGUAACAAACAAUGUGUGCUGAUGUGAGAACGCUCAUGCUUUUUUCCAAGUUAAGCUUGGCACAGCAUUCCAGGAAUCGUUUGUCACUUUUGGAAUGGCUGGAUUGACAACUUUAUUUUUAUUUUUUUACCUUGCAGUUGUGAGACUCUAUAAGAAGAAUUGUGUUCUGUUGAAAUUGAGUUUUUGUUUUAUGGAAUAUGUUAAGUUUUUCAAAUUGGUCUCAUUAGUCUACAAAUGACUCAUUAUAUUGUUCAAACACUAUUGUCACAAAAGAUCUUAAAAUCUUGAGAUUUUAAAAUCUCUGUCCCAAAUGAGAACAUAGGAGUUGCAUCAUUUUGAUGAUAGAAUCUAGUUUUAUGUCCAAAGAGUGGACUUCAGCUUUUCACACAUCUAUAAACUGACAAAGUCUACAUUUAUGAUGUGAAUGCCUAAUGGAAUAGACA